GGAGCGGCGGUGGCCGCCGAGGGAGGGCGCGAGCCCCGUUUAAAGGGCCAGCUGGCUCGCGCGAAAGUUGUGAGGAGUUCAGCGGUCACCGGCCGGGUGGUGCCCAGGGGCUGGGCCGGGAGCCCCCCUCCGGACGGCGGGGCCGGGGGGCCAGCAGCGGCAUGGAGCAGGCAGCGCCCAAGAGCAAACUGAAAAAGCUAAGUGAAGAUAGUUUAACUAAGCAGCCUGAAGAAGUCUUUGAUGUUCUGGAGAAACUUGGUGAAGGGUCUUAUGGUAGCGUCUUUAAAGCAAUACACAAAGAGUCUGGACAAGUUGUAGCAAUUAAACAGGUGCCUGUGGAGUCAGAUCUCCAAGAGAUAAUUAAAGAAAUCUCUAUAAUGCAACAAUGUGACAGUCCCUAUGUUGUCAAGUACUAUGGCAGCUAUUUUAAGAACACAGAUCUAUGGAUUGUUAUGGAAUAUUGUGGAGCUGGCUCUGUUUCGGACAUAAUUAGACUUCGUAAUAAAACGCUAACAGAAGAUGAAAUUGCAACUAUUCUGAAAUCUACUCUUAAAGGACUUGAAUACUUGCACUUUAUGAGAAAAAUACAUAGAGAUAUAAAGGCUGGAAACAUCCUUCUUAACACCGAGGGACAUGCAAAAUUAGCUGAUUUUGGUGUGGCUGGCCAGUUAACAGAUACAAUGGCAAAACGUAAUACUGUUAUAGGAACUCCGUUUUGGAUGGCUCCUGAAGUAAUACAAGAGAUUGGCUAUAACUGCGUGGCAGACAUCUGGUCCCUUGGUAUCACUUCAAUAGAAAUGGCUGAAGGAAAGCCUCCAUAUGCUGAUAUUCAUCCAAUGAGGGCUAUUUUUAUGAUUCCUACAAAUCCCCCUCCAACCUUCCGGAAGCCAGAGCUCUGGUCUGAUGAAUUCACAGAUUUUGUGAAGAAAUGCUUAGUGAAAAAUCCUGAACAAAGAGCUACAGCAACACAGCUGCUACAGCAUACAUUUAUUAAGAAUGCCAAGCCAGUUUCAAUUUUAAGGGACCUAAUCACUGAAGCUAUGGAGAUAAAGGCCAAGCGACAUGAGGAACAGCAGAGAGAACUAGAAGAAGAGGAAGAAAAUUCGGAUGAAGAUGAGCUGGACUCUCACACCAUGGUGAAGACUAGUUCAGAAAGCGCUGGUACCAUGAGGGCCACAAGCACGAUGAGUGAAGGCGCUCAGACAAUGAUUGAACAUAACAGUACUAUGUUAGAAUCAGACUUGGGGACCAUGGUAAUAAAUAGCGAUGAUGAUGAAGAGGAAGAUGGGACCAUGAAAAGAAAUGCUACUUCACCGCAAGUUCAAAGACCUUCAUUCAUGGACUACUUUGAUAAACAAGAUUCCAAGAAUAAAAGCCCUGAAAACUGUAAUCAGAACAUGCAUGAACCUUACCACAUAUCCAAAAACGUUUUCCCUGAUAACUGGAAAGUCCCUCAAGAUGGAGACUUUGAUUUCUUAAAGAACCUGAGUUUAGAAGAAUUACAGAUGCGAUUAAAGGCUUUGGACCCUAUGAUGGAACGAGAAAUUGAAGAGCUUCGUCAGAGGUACACUGCAAAGAGGCAACCUAUCCUAGACGCAAUGGAUGCAAAAAAACGGAGGCAACAAAAUUUCUGAGUGUGUUUUACUUUCAGAGAUAAUACUAUGAGUCAGUGUGGACACUGGUAACUUUGUAAGUCUGAAGGAAUUCGAUUAUGAGAGUUUUCAAAAACCCAAUAUUUGAAUUUUCCUUCACAAGCAAUGACAAUUGGAGUAGUGCAAGAACAUACAUAUGGUGUUCUGCAAAGGCAACGAAACACAUUACCACUUGUUUAUAUUUUCAAAUGUUUAAUGUAAUAGAAGUUUAAUCUCUUACUUCCCAAUCUUUUUCAGGUGUAUAGUGGUAACUUGGUGUUGUACAUUAGGACUUGUGUUUUGGAGCACCUGGAACGAUUUCUUGAUUGUGCAACACUACAGAGCCUUAUGUCGCAAUAUAUUUUCCUCCCACUUAGUAGCAUAUUUAUUAUGUAAUCUCUGGUUAUCCUAUUUAUUUUAUGCCAGUUUUCUUUUUUAUUAGGAAGUAUUAGGAUAAUAUAGUGGAGAGCAGAGCCAGAUUAGAUAAAGUUGGUAUUGUAGUAUAAUGAAAAGAAGCUCACCACUGUAUUAUGUUUUAAAACUCCAAUUUCAGCAAGCGUCCCAAUUCAGGACAGCACUUGAACAUGUUUCCAGCGCAUCCAUAUCAGUAGGAUUUAAGCAUAAAAUAAGUAAUAGACACAUGUUUUUCUGCUCUCCUGAAUCAGGGACUGUGGCUGUAGUUGAGCAAUACAGUUGUUACACUACAGAGCAUUCUUUUAGAGAGUAUUUUUGUCAUUUUUACGCACACUGAAUGGUCUCAUUAAACAAGAAGACAAGUGCCUAAUCAGUUUUGAUUUUUCUGUUAUUCAGGAGAAGCAAUACUUGCAGUCACUCCUUCAGUGUAAAUUUCCAAUUGCUAUUGCAAUUCUGACCAGUAUAAACCUCUAUUUUGCACCGUAGUUUUAUAAUGAAGUAACAGCUACACUUUCUUGGAUAUGUCCUUUGGUUCAUUUAGGUUUUUUAUCACUGUUUUGAGGGGAGAGGGGAGUUAUUAGUGGUUUGGGUUUGGUUUGUUUUCACAUUAUAGAUACAAAGGGAUAGUAAUUUAAAAGCCAAAGAAAAUAAAUUGAAUACUUAUAUAUAAUAAGUACUGAAAAGCAGCAACAUUUUGCAGCCCUCUGAGGGUUUUGUCCUGCAAUCACUAAACAUUCAAAAUUCCUCAGUCUUCUGUGGUAGAUUUGGGGGAAUCAGAAAUGCAGGACCAAGCUCUUAAUAUCUUUUUACAAGUUCUUCUGUCUGGUUUAUAUUGUGGGAUAUCUAGUAGGUAGAAUUUACAACAUUGCAAGAAAUAUUUCAGACUUAGCAGAAAAUGUGAUCCACUUUCUAAACAAUCUACUGUGUUCUCUAUUGAUAUCUUUACUAUCGUUGCCUUUUGUGUAAAUAACUUUACUGUGAUAGUCAUACUUCUUUAAACAAUACAGCUGAAAAGAUCUUUACAUUCAACCUUCAGCUGUUAAACUUUUAAUGGUGACUACUGUAUGGGCAUCUUCUGUUAAAUGUUUUGUCGAAGUUAGUAAUCAUCUCAUACCUCUUAACAUUUACCGUCAUCAUACGUGGACCAUUUAGAUGGAACAGUGCAGAUUUUGGAAAUGGUGCAUUAUAACAUAAAGCUUAUGCAAAAGGAAAACAAAAGUUUUUACAGGAUCAGCAUGCUACAGCCAUGCUGGGACCAGUAGUUGGGUUUGAGCUGUAUACAGCCAUUGUUGUCAUUGUCAUUCUGUGUGUGUGUUUGCGUGCAUGCCACACUCUCACAUGUAAACCCUAGAGUCAAAUAAAUUUUAAUUGUGAUUGUGAGAACAUCCUUACCCUCAACUCUCUUUCUAUUUCUUAAAGUAAUGACCAUCCCUUAUGAAAAACCAAAACCACAGAAGAUCCAUAAAAAUUACCUUAGGCAAGAUAAAAUGCACCUGGUAGUCUUAUGCCUCAUAUUUAUACAAUGAAAUGAUGUAAAGGAAAAAAUGGUGUAACCAUAUCACUGUGUCAUUAGAUUAUAAUCAGAAUGAAGCAAAAAAAUAACAGCACCAACCUGCCCCUGUUAGUAUGGUUCUUAUUUAUUUAAAAUUAAUUUCUAAUUCUUGAAGUUUCUGUUCUCAAAAACUCAAAGGGUGUGUGUGUGUGUACAUAUAUUUGUGUAGGUAUACACACAUAUAUAUAUGCAAAUCUAUAUAUAAGAAAAAAUAUAAAACAGAUUUAAACCAUCAGGAGAGGAACCUGGCUUGCCUUUUCUUGGUGUGCCUUUUAAGCAAAGUGUCACUAUCCAGACACUCUUGCUUGCAUCAUUAGCAGCUUGCUUUUCCCUUACUCUCUUAAAUUUUUCCCACCAAAAAUAAGACCUUGAUUUUGAAUAAUGUGGCUUUACAGUGUAAUAGACAAUGUAAUAAAAAGAUCACAAUUUUCAUAUUUUGUGUAUUCUGAAAACUUUAGUGAUGCAGUGUACUAAAUUCAAAUUGCCUAUCCAGAGGGACUCCAGUAAAAGGCCUUUUUAGACUAGAGCUGUUGCAGACUGACAUCUGAAAGGUAUCAGAAGAUAAAGGACAUCCUUUCUUCACUCCUGAUCUGUCUUUUUAGAAAAAACGCGAAUAAAUUUGUGCACAUGCAUACACACAGGUAUGA
Messenger RNA from Haliaeetus leucocephalus (bald eagle), 4244 nucleotides. It is a transcript of the gene STK3, whose product is annotated as serine/threonine kinase 3. The record is from RefSeq and is a predicted model, not a curated record. Gene Ontology annotation, cellular component: cytoplasm. NCBI's taxonomy places the organism in Eukaryota, Metazoa, Chordata, Aves, Accipitriformes, Accipitridae. Gene Ontology annotation, molecular function: ATP binding; protein serine/threonine kinase activity. The coding region runs from base 162 to 1634 and encodes 490 amino acids. The transcript has 11 exons. Gene Ontology annotation, biological process: protein tetramerization; protein phosphorylation; intracellular signal transduction.